Candida albicans SC5314 is the source of this 99-nucleotide messenger RNA. RefSeq lists its product as uncharacterized. The coding region runs from base 1 to 99 and encodes 32 amino acids. The record is from RefSeq and is a predicted model, not a curated record. Lineage: Eukaryota; Fungi; Ascomycota; Pichiomycetes; Serinales; Debaryomycetaceae. The transcript has a single exon.
AUGUUUGCUGUUUCUGCAAUAAGUUUACUUUUUGUGGGUUUCAUAUUAUUUGUCCUCUUUGUUUUAACAUGUAUGUAUAACUGCCUCAUGCAGAUUUAG